CUCGAACGGAUGGUCUGCGUUGCACCACCUUUGGGCUGGAAGGUCCUGCUACGAAGGUGCUCAACUGCUUGUCGCCCAUCGUGAUGAUCGCUGGGCCUGCUCAUUGAACCUUGUUCCAACGCUCAGCCUUUCAAUCCGGCUUCGUCCAGUCCAGUCAUCACGAUGGAGUCGCUCGCGGAUACGCCAUGGGAUGUGACGAUCUCUGGCACUGGAAUGGCCCAGUCACUUCUCGCACUGUUGGUUGCUCUAGCCCAGCGCUAUGUGCUCAUUGCUGAUCAAGUGUCUUGACAGGGCCCUUUCCAGGUCAGGUAAGAACGUGCUCCAUGUUGACAGAAAUCCAUACUACGGUGGUCCUGAGGCAGCCUUCAGCCUUCAGGAGGCCGAAGAGUGGGCUACUAAAGUGAACGAGGGUAGGAGCUCCCAGUCUAAGCGAUCCCAAUGCACUUGCUGACUAGUGUGGGUGAGCUAGAGACCGGGGAGCUCCCUUUCGAAAACGCUAGUAUAUGGUCGGAAACCGUGCCGGGGUCUGACACUCAACUGUCGGCCUCGCGUGCAUACACCCUCUCCCUGUCGCCGCAGCUUAUCUAUACCCAAUCCCAGCUAUUGCCCACGUUGGUGUCAUCCAAGGUGUACCGGCAACUGGAGUUCCAGGCUGUGGGAAGCUGGUGGAUAUACAAACCUGAGGCUGGGGAGGGUAGUCGUCUCUAUCGUGUUCCCGGUAGUCGCGAGGAUGUCUUUGCAGACGACAUGAUCAGCAUGAAGUCGAAGCGAACUUUGAUGAGAUUCCUUCGUCAUCUUGGUCAGUCUCAGAGCGAUACGUCCGAAGAGGGGGGUAUCCCUUCGGAAGAGGAAGGCCUUGAUACAUCUUUGCUUGAGUACCUCACCACGAAGUUUCAGGUACCCGCUGAGCUUCAUGAGCCCUUACUCUCGCUUUGUUUAUCACAAGCUUCUCUCACUCAGACGCCGGCCAGUUACGCACUACCCCGCAUCAAGAGACAUCUGACUUCUAUCGGCGUGUUUGGUCCUGGAUUUGGGAGUCUCUCGGUGAAAUGGGGCGGUGGCUCUGAGAUUUCCCAGGUGGGGUGCCGUGCCCUUGCCGUUGGUGGUGGGGUUUAUGUUCUGAAUACUGGAGUCAAGUCGCUCGAGCAUUCCACAGAGCAGGAGGCCGUUGAAGAUGCGCGCAUUCAGCUUCAGUUGACCAACGACGAACUUAUUAAAACCAAGUUCGUUGUUGGCUCCAACUGGGAUCUUCCUGAGGAAGCUCGCCCUUCUUGCGAGUGUGACAAAGUGGCCCGGUCUAUCUCGGUCGUUUCAUCUCCCUUCGAGAGUCUCUUCCCCGUUACCGCAGAGGGUGGACCAGUCCCUGUAGGAGCGGUGGUGGUGUUCCCGGGAAGCUCUCUUGGUCACGCAGAUGAUUCACCGCCGGUCUGCACUUUGGUCCACUCUAGCGAGACGGGCGAGUGUCCCGCUGGACAAAGCGUCGUUUAUAGCAGUGUCAGCAUACCCGGGCCUGGAGGGCAGUUGAUGAUUGAGAAUGCCGUGCAGAAGCUUCUUGAAAUGGCCGCUGAUCCCAACGCAAAGGUUCUCUGGUCCCUGCGUUAUACGCAGUUGGGCCGAAGCAGCGUUGAUGGCACUCCUGUCCCCAACAUAACCUGCCCAUCCAAGAACGUCAUUUGCCUCCCACCGGCUAGCCUUGACCUUGCAUUCGAUGACUCCUUGAUUGACACGGUGAAGAAUGCCUGGGAGCUAAUCAUGGGGGAGGAGGCCUCUCAACACGAGUUUAUGCAGUUCGAGGACCGCGAGGGCGCCUAUAACGAGGAAUGAUGCGGACUCGCAGAGCGAUCCUCAUGUAAAGAUAUGUAGUUGUUACUUAGCCAUACUCUUAUAAUGUACUGUCUGGCCUCGCAGCCAUU
Messenger RNA from Aspergillus heteromorphus CBS 117.55, 1913 nucleotides. RefSeq names its product putative Rab geranylgeranyl transferase escort protein. Gene Ontology annotation, molecular function: GDP-dissociation inhibitor activity. The record is from RefSeq and is a predicted model, not a curated record. The transcript is spliced from 2 exons. The coding region runs from base 439 to 1824 and encodes 461 amino acids. Gene Ontology annotation, biological process: protein geranylgeranylation; small GTPase-mediated signal transduction; vesicle-mediated transport. Gene Ontology annotation, cellular component: nucleus; Rab-protein geranylgeranyltransferase complex; cytoplasm. NCBI's taxonomy places the organism in Eukaryota, Fungi, Ascomycota, Eurotiomycetes, Eurotiales, Aspergillaceae.